This is a messenger RNA of Coccomyxa subellipsoidea C-169, 975 nucleotides long. RefSeq lists its product as hypothetical. Bases 1 to 975 code for a protein of 324 amino acids. NCBI's taxonomy places the organism in Eukaryota, Viridiplantae, Chlorophyta, Trebouxiophyceae, Coccomyxaceae. The transcript has 7 exons. The record is from RefSeq and is a predicted model, not a curated record.
AUGCAGCAGGCAGCAGCUGAAGCCCAGCACUGCAAGCAAGGGGCCCAAUGUCGCCUCUUCAGCACAGCAUCACCUGGCGGAUCAAAUCCUGUCCAAGAGCUUGGCGCCAAGGGCAAUGCUGGCAUGCCCACCUGGGGCUAUGUGGCAACAGGCGCCGGGGCAGGCGGUGUCUACUACCUCUACAAGAACAAGCAGUCCGUGGACGCUGAGUCUGCAGCUGCAAGGCAAGGCGGCGACUCCUACACGAGCCCCCACCCGACCGGCACAUCAGAUGCGGUGGUGCCGGUGGACCCCCCAGUGCGGAUCCCCCCCUUCAAGGGGGAGGACCCGGUGGAUGGAACGCCCCUCUGCCUGGACGACCUGCUGGGGGACUUCGCCGUUGUGGUCACUGUCGACGCGAAGGACCCGGAAAUCGCGCAGCAGGUGCUGGACCGCCUAAUGCAGGUCAUCGAGGGCAUCGACCAGAAGACAAACAUGGAGUACACGCAGCCUGUGGUGGUGGAGCAGAGCGGGGACCAGCGGGGCAAGGCCAAGGAAUCCGGCGGCAAGCUGAAGCAGCUGAUCAACGAGUUCCUGGAGAAGAUCAAGAGCAAGGCACACAAGACCGAGGCGCGCUUCAAGGGGCUCGCCGGAGAGGAGGCCACCAAAUCGAUCAAGGAGGCAAUUGCUGAGUCUGUCAGGGCAUCAGCCACGGGCCGCCCUGAUGCUGGAAAGGAUGCUGGAAAGAGUGGCGAUGAGGUAGGCAGCCCAGAAGAGGAGCCCCCCAUCCUCGCUGCGUUUGGCAAGGGCGACAUGCAUCUGGUGACCCCGGAGGGCACGAUAGUGGUCACCUACGAAGAGGCAGCAUUGCCGGAGGAAGUUGCAGACUCUGUGGCAGAGCAGAUCCUGGACUACAAGCGCUCCCACCCUGGCUGGCACGGCCCCAAGGCUGGAAAGAGGAAUGCAGACCUCAAUGCAGAGCGGGCGCCGGAGUAA